AAAGUAUUCAAAUCCAUCUUCAUAUAAGAAUUCGGAUUUAAAAGUUCUGAAAUGUAAGUACCCAUCCUGCCAAGGGUGCUAAAUUUUUACGAUCAGAACGCAACCGAACAAUUAUUUUAUGGUUAGAAUCUAUACCAUGCAGAGUGUUCAUGAAUUCAAGAAAACAAAACUUUUUGUAAAAAAUGAAAAAUAUUUUAUUUCACAAAAUGACAUAUACAAAAACAAACUUGCCUUCGCAUACUUAACGCAAAUUCUACAACAGGUCUUGUGAACACAGAUAUGGUAAUACUAGUAUUGUAAUUUAUAUUUCUUAAUGCUUAUGAAAUCUUGAACUGUGAGGGAGAAGUGACAUCACUUUUGCAACUGCAGCGCCACGACACUAAUUCAAUUUUUUUUCUAUGCACGACACACAGUUUCGCUAUCGUUAUCGUUAUCAUAAUAUCUUGCAGCAAUUUAAUUGUUUACCUGUAGGACAAUUUGAUACUUUCGCUUAGUAACUGAAGUAAAAUCAUGUUAUAACUGUCUUUUAAGUGUAAGAUUGUGUAGUUAGCUUUAGAUAAUAAUGAGUGUCGUAAAAAACGCUAAUGUUUUAAACUCCAGCUCCAAGAAAAAAAGUGGUGGGAUUUUGCGGCAGGCAAAAUCUCGUAGAGAUCAAUCAGCGGAAUCUGAUCCUAUAACAGAAGAAGAAUUGUUACAAAAAGAUGUUAUUACUCCUGACGACGUUUUGAGACUAAACAGAGUUACAGAAAAUUACCUUUGUUCUCCUGAAGCUAAUGUAUAUGAUAUUGACUUCACACGUUUUAAGAUACGAGAUAUGGAAACUGGAACAGUUCUUUUUGAAAUAGCAAAACCACCACCACCACCAGAGGAUGAUGAUACAGAUGACAGAGAUCAAGACCAAGAAGACACAGAUCCUAAUGCUGGCCGUUUUGUGCGAUACCAAUUUACACCUCAGUUUCUAAAGUUAAAGACUGUUGGAGCUACUGUUGAAUUCACCGUUGGUGAUAAGCCUGUUAAUAAGUUUAGGAUGAUAGAGCGUCAUUACUUUCGAGAGAAGCUGCUGAAAACGUUUGAUUUUGAAUUUGGCUUCUGUAUCCCCAACAGCAAGAACACUUGUGAACAUAUUUAUGAAUUCCCUGUUCUAGAUCCCGAUAUUUGUGAGGACAUGAUUGCAAAUCCCUUUGAGACACGGUCAGACAGUUUCUAUUUUGUGGAUGACAAGCUAAUAAUGCACAAUAAAGCAGACUAUGCUUACAACGGAGGACUGCAACAAUGAAUGCACUAGUUGCCUGCAGUUAUGCACUUGGCACUUUUCAAACGUGAAAGCAUCACAUGCAGCACUCCAGGCUUCUGGUCUCACCAGUGGUUGAAUACAAAAAGAGAGAGGGAGCGUAUUCACCAAAGAGUACCACAUUUAAAAUAGUGUUAAAAAAGUCCAGUCAUGCAGUAUUCCAGAGUUUUAAAAGUUGUAUGAAGUGAAGGGAUUGAUAAAAAUAAACCAAAAGCCAUAAUACUAAAACAUGCAUAUCAGUAAUAGUUAAUGAAAUGGACUAAUACAGUGUGCAUGCACUAACACUAUUCAACCACUGGUGCUUGCUUUGCAUUAGUUGCCUUCUUCUUGUGUUUCCCCCCUGUCAUUUUGGCUGCUGCAUUGGUGUUUUGGAGGUUAAAAACCAAAUGUGUGCCUCACAUAUUUCAAACUAGUCAUCAAUGGCUGAAUAGAAAUGUUGUGAGAAAUUCUCUGACACUCAAGCCAUUGAACUGAUACAUUUUUAUGUAUCAAGUCUUACUUUAUACUAAUUUGUAUUAAAUAUAUAAUUUCAGUUUGUUACAAAGCAUUAAUUAAAAUAUCUAGUCUCUUUGAAUUUUAAUUCAUGUUCUGUCAAUUUUGUAUGUAUUUUCAAUGAACAAAUAUUUUAUUGAUCUGAAAUUUUUCCUUUGAAGCAUUUAUAUAUUAUAUGGCAUUUUUCUCAUGUAAAUAUGUCAUAAUGAAUUUGCUCCUAUUUAAAAAAUACCUUGCUUUUAUUUUCUUACUAGAAAGGGGAAAAAAUUAAGUAAGAUAACUUUUAUUUCUUGUCAUGUGAAAUGAAUACAAUUUAACAAAUUGUAAUUUACAAAAUAUAAACUUAUAUUUUUUCCAAAAGAUAAAAAGAAAAUUUUGUAGUAUUUAUUUUUUUUCUCUGUUUGUUAAAAUUAGUAUUCAUUUCAAAAUAUAAAUUUAACUUUUACUUAUUUGAUAAAAAAAAAGGAAAUUUUAAACUAUUUAUGUUUUCCUUUUCUAGUUAAGAUCAGUGUUUCUGUAUGUAUUUAAUGUGAGUUUUUAUACUGUAUCUGAUCUUCAGAUGUGUGCAAAAAAUCGUUUUAGUAUGUUUUUAUUGCGAACAAAUAUUUCUAUCCUAUAUGAUUAAUUUAUACAUGUCUAAUAUACCUACACUGAAAAAUACUGUAAUUUAAAUUGUGCAAUGUUCUUCAAAACCAAAGGUUUUAUUGUUGAAAAUGUCAGUAAUUUUUAUAACUUAGUGCAUAUUUAUUUGGAAACAAAUAUGUGUUGGCUAUUUAGUGUUGUAUACAUUUGUUGUGUUGAUAUAUUGUUUUUAAUGGACAGGUGCUCAUAUACACACACAAGUGAUGUAAUGUAGGUAAUCUGGGACCACUGCUUACUGCCAGUCAACUUGAAAUUCUGCAGUUUUACACUUUAUGGCUUAGAGCUUAAAAAAAAAAAAAAAAAAAAAAAA
Messenger RNA from Stegodyphus dumicola, 2735 nucleotides. It is a transcript of the gene unc-119, whose product is annotated as unc-119 lipid binding chaperone. Gene Ontology annotation, biological process: cilium assembly; lipoprotein transport; nervous system development. Gene Ontology annotation, cellular component: cilium. Gene Ontology annotation, molecular function: lipid binding. The record is from RefSeq and is a predicted model, not a curated record. NCBI's taxonomy places the organism in Eukaryota, Metazoa, Arthropoda, Arachnida, Araneae, Eresidae.